Molecule: messenger RNA, 2472 nt
Organism: Nomia melanderi (Alkali bee)
Lineage: Eukaryota; Metazoa; Arthropoda; Insecta; Hymenoptera; Halictidae
Gene: CNBP
Product: CCHC-type zinc finger nucleic acid binding protein
Molecular function (GO): zinc ion binding; nucleic acid binding
Source: RefSeq, a predicted model, not a curated record
AUUUAUGUUGGUCAUAAAUACGUUAUAGUAGGGGUGAUGGCGUUUCGGUCGGGCAUGUAGUGAUUGAAGUUCACGCUUGGAGUGGGGAAGAAAGGAAAAGAGAAUAUCACGUUUUACUCGAGCCCUCUGGUAGCGAGUUCAAGAGGCGUUGUCGCUACAAUCGUCACAGUUGCAACGGGAGUUUGGCGGGCAACGUAGGGACGAUUGGCCAGUCUUCCCUCUUGUAGUCGAUGGUCACCGCAAUCAUCCGGCUGAGUAUCGGUUCGAGUUUUCCCAGGAAAACACUACUUCUCGCGGACCCAUUGUCCCCGACGCGUCGGCGAAGCCCAACGGAAGGAGGAUUCUUCGUGCAUAUACAUCAAGCACCCAAGAUUUAUAAACCAUGAGUUCGAGCGCUUGUUACAAGUGUAACCGGAUGGGCCAUUAUGCUCGGGAAUGUCCACAAGGAGGUGGAGCUGGUGGUAGAGGUGAUCGUGGACGUGAUCGAGAAGGUGGUUUUGUUCGAGGCCGCGACAAAUGCUACAAGUGCAACCAAUUUGGGCAUUUCGCACGCGAAUGCAAGGAAGAUCAAGACCUAUGCUACCGUUGCAAUGGCGUUGGACAUAUUGCAAAAGACUGCCAACAGGGGCCUGAGAUGAGCUGUUUUAACUGCAACAAGACUGGCCAUAUUGCACGUAGCUGCCCGGAGGGUGGCAAUGAUUCUGGACGCUUCGCCAUGCAAAGUUGCUACAAUUGCAAUAAGACAGGUCAUAUCGCUCGCAACUGUACCGAGGCUGGUGGAAAGACGUGCUACAUUUGUGGCAAAACUGGUCACAUAAGCCGUGAAUGUGAUCAGGAUGACAGGAAGUAGGAUAUAACCGGAAUCCGUGCCGCUCGCUUAACGAUAAGCCGUUUACCGUCGCGCGCGCUAUUACCGGGAAUUGUAGCUAGGUAGGGAUAUGCGAACGUGUGUCUCGUUGAUGCGUAUAACCGCUAAAAACGUGUUUCGUCAUAAUCGUUCGAAUUUCAAUCUCUCCAUGCCCAACUCCCGGAAGCCCAUUUUAUUCCUAGUUUCUUUCCCCUCUAAACAUCGUUGUUCUCUUCGCAAGGGUUUUUUCUUAUAAUGUCUUUGUUUUUAUUGCUGUUACACUACACCGUACAUGCGCGCGCGCGCACAAAAGUACAUUUACACAUAGGACACAUUCAAGCAUUACAUGAAUACACACACUAUUACAAUGUAAUAAUAUUAUAAACAUUCGAUUGAAUUAGAGUAGAGACAUGAAUCCUCUGUCCCCUGACCUUCAAACUAUCUCGUACGCGCAUUAUUUUGUGAUGCAAGAUGUAUGGAUUCUUAAAUAUGCUUUGUAAAAGAACGUUCAACUCAGGUCGACAAUUUCUGUUGGCCAUGUUUUGUCAGCUUAACUGGAGAUGCUUUUUUACGUUCGUUGGUGAUUCACAUUGAAACGAGAAAGAUAAUGAGAUGAUAAAAAUUAACAAGAUAGUUACAUUUUUUGUACAUGAGAGGGAUAUAAAAACUGACGAAAAAGAAAAAAACAGUUGUGAUAAGUCCAAUAUUAUGUUCCUUUUUCAUAUCCACGCAUCUUGUAUCCGGUCCUCCCUCUCGAACUCUCUAGCAACUCAAAAAAAUGAAGAAAAAAAAAGAAUAAGAAAUUCAGAAUUAAUGGGAAAGGAAGUGAAAAUGCCGGCCCUGAAUACAUAUAAAUAAGGUUUAGUAACGCCAGUUUUUAAUGUGUAAGGAUGUAACGAGGAUCAUUGAACCAUUACUUUUGUAAUGAAUCUAGUUUCAGAUCUCAGUGAAAACUGCACAAUUGUAAGAUUGUCAGUGUUUACUAGUUUAUAUACAGUUAUACUUGAUCUACGUAUUAGAUUCUGAUAAACUAGGACAUAAGUGUGCUUUUUAUGUCAAAUUCUUCAAAUGAAGAUGAAUGUAAGUACUGGUAUGAUCGUCAGUGGUUAUAUUAAAACACGUAUAUAUGUAUAUAUACAUAUAAACACAGAAGUCUACGCAAGGUUGCACAUUUUCUACCUAAAAUCAUAAUUGUUGUAUUGAGCGUCGCCAUUGUUCAUACUAUCAGUGAUUGUUACACAGACUUCAAAGGAUGCAGUUGCAUUUUACCUUACUACAUCCUUACACAUGGUGAAAUGUGUUUCGUUACUAGGUAUAUGUAUAUAUAUAUAUGCACAUAUGUGUAUACAUAUAUACAUACGUAUGUGCAGGAGCUGUAUUUUGUACUGUAAAAAGCUAGAUAUACUCUGGUCGUUGCUGGUGACUAAUUCUAACGAUCCUUUUAUUUAUAUAUCACAGAAAAAACGGGAGUUAUAUUUUCAUGUAUAAAGUACCGCACUAAUCUUUUUUUUAUAAGUUCUAGAACGAAAAAUUUUUAGAUCACGAUUUGUCUAGUAUUUUUUUUCCGAACGUCUGCCGAAAAUCAUGAAGUGUUAAAGAGAAUAAUAAUAAUAAUAAAAAAAAAU